AUGGCACACCAAUACCUCAUCAUGGCACACCUAUACCUCAUCAUGGCACACCAAUACCUCAUCAUGGCACACCAAUAUCUCAUCAUGGCACACCAAUACCUCAUCAUGGCACACCAAUACCUCAUCAUGGCACACCAAUACCUCAUCAUGGCACACCAAUACCUCAUCAUGGCACACCAAUACCUCAUCAUGGCACACCAAUACCUCAUCAUGGCACACCAAUACCUCAUCAUGGCACACCAAUACCUCAUCAUGGCACACCAAUACCUUAUCAUGGCACACCAAUACCUCAUCAUGGCACACCAAUACCUCAUCAUGGCACAUCAAUACCUCAUCAUGGCACAUCAACACCUCAUCAUGGCACACCAAUACCUCAUCUCAUCUUGGCACACCAAUACCUCAUCAUGGCACACCAAUACCUCAUCUCAUCUUGGCACACCAAUACCUCAUCAUGGCACACCAAUACCUCAUCAUGGCACACCAAUACCUCACCUCAUUAUGGCACACCAAUACCUCAUCAUGGCACACCAAUACCUCAUCAUGGCUAGACAGCACUCAUGGGCAGUACCCUCUCCUCCACUAGAGCUACUCGUGCCCAGUAACUAA
Molecule: messenger RNA, 606 nt
Organism: Closterium sp. Yama58-4
Lineage: Eukaryota; Viridiplantae; Streptophyta; Zygnematophyceae; Desmidiales; Closteriaceae
Source: the annotation of a GenBank genome assembly